Molecule: messenger RNA, 2613 nt
Organism: Anoplopoma fimbria (sablefish)
Lineage: Eukaryota; Metazoa; Chordata; Actinopteri; Perciformes; Anoplopomatidae
Product: protein SOGA3-like
Exons: 8
Coding region: 1-2613 (870 amino acids)
Biological process (GO): regulation of autophagy
Source: RefSeq, a predicted model, not a curated record
AUGAAGCCUGCCGCCGGCGGCGCUGCGCAUCCUCCAUCAGCCUCCACAUCACCGGCGCACAAUAGCGCAGGGAGGAGGAGGAGGCAGCACCGGGCUCCCCCGCCGGCCACAGCCCAGGAAGGGGCAACCAAGCGAGCUCCGAGACACCCAGGCAGGUCCAGGUCUCCUCUGCCCGCAGAAAAGAGCAGACACAUCGGGGAGAGGGACAGUUUGAGGUCCGCCGACGGAAGGGAGAGGGAGCCCGAGAGCCGCGGCGGCGCAGCUGUUCACCCGGAUGGUGCUGAAGCUGAGGGAGACGCAUCAAACAGGGCGGAUGCUGCCGGGGAAGAUCCGACAGAUUCAUCAGCAUCGGCCCGGCGCUCCGCUUCACGCCUGCCCUGCUUGAAGGGCGACUCAUCCCAGAGUCUGUUGCCCGGCAGAGCUGCGUCUUCGCCUGCAGAGGAAGAGGAGACACCCGGGGAGGAAGGAGGCCGGAGAGAGAGGAGCGGCUGCGGAGCGGGCCUUGGUUUCGGUUUGUGGAGAGGAGGAUGCUUACAGGCUGAACUCAUCCAGUUCCACCUGCAGAAGACACUGGGGAGAAGCGCCGGGAGGAUGCAAACCAAGACGGAUAACGUGGGGACGGAGGAGGCCGCUGUGGGGGAGCCGGAGCCGGCCGCAGAGGCGACAGAGGCGGGGUCCGUGACACAGCAGGACCAGGCCUUUGAGGACGAGAUGGAGAGACUGCUUGACGAGAAUGAAGAUCUUAAGUGUGAGAUUGAGGAGAUGAGGGCCGAGAUGGACGAGAUGCGGGACACAUUCUACGAGGAAGACACGUGUCAGCUGCAGGAGAUGAGGCGUGAGCUGGAGAGGGCCAACAAAAACUGCCGGAUCCUGCAGUAUCGUCUGAGGAAGGCCGAGAGGAAGAGGCUGCGCUACGCCCAGACGGGGGAGAUCGAUGAGGAGCUGCUCAGGAGUCUGGAGCAGGACCUGAAGGUAGCAAAGGAUGUGUCCGUGAGGCUGCACCACGAGCUGGAAAAGGUGGAGGAGAAGCGCACCAAGACGGAGGAGGAGAAUGAAAAACUGAGGCAGAAACUCAUUGAGGUGGAAGUGACCAAGCAAGCGCUGCAAAAUGAACUAGACAAAACCAAAGAGUCUCAAAAGAGAAGAGGAAGCAAGGACAUCCAAAAGACGGACAGGAAGUUAGCACAGACUCCUACAGAGGAGGACAAUGAGGACCUUAAGUGCCAGCUAGCUUUCAUCAAAGAGGAAGCGGUGCUCAUGAGGAAGAAGACGGCCAAGAUUGACAAAGAGAAGGACCGUCUGGAGCAAGAGCUGCAGAAGUACCGCUCCUUCUAUGGUGAGCUGGACAGCACCCAUCAUAAAGGAGAGGUCGGGGGUCCCCCCACCACCCGGGAGUCAGAGCUGAAGCUCCGCCUCCGCCUGGUGGAGGAGGAGGCCAACAUCCUGGGGAGGAAAAUAGUGGAGUUGGAGGUUGAGAACCGCGGCCUGAGGGCCGAGCUCGACGACCUCCGUGGGGAAGAGGGCGCCGGAGGCUCUGGGUGCGGAGGGAUGGGUGGGUCGGGUUCGGGGCGAGGCCUGGGUGACGAUCUGACGGAGCUCCGACAGCAGCUGCAGCUGGUGGAGGACGAGGCGGAGCUGCUGAGGAGGAACCUGGCUGAUGUUGAGGAUCAAAACAAGAGAGUGACCACCGAGCUGAACAAGUUACGGUUCAAAGCCGGCACCCACGAGGGAGGCAGGCACGGGAGUGGAGGGGGAGGAGGGAUUGAUGGAGCAAAGGCAGAGGCCCUGCAGGAGGAGUUAAAGGCAGCAAGGCUUCAGAUUAAUGACCUGAGUGGCAAGGUGAUGCAGCUGCAGUACGAGAACCGCGUGCUCCUCUCCAACAUGCAGCGCUACGACCUGGCCUCCCACCUCUCCCUGCGGCCCAGCCCACGGGACAGCGACGCAGAGAGCGACGCCGGCGGCGCCACAAGUGGUCGGCGCGAGAGUGACGAGGACUCCAACUCCUCCCGCCUCCUCCCGCCGCACCGCAAACGCGAGGGCCCCGUGGGUGGGGAAAGUGACCCAGAUGAGGUCAGAAACACUAAUGGAAGCAGCCGUUGCCUGACGCCCACAAGGGGCCUCUACACCCCCACUGGGCACGAGGGUGCAGCCUCCUCCGCCCUGGCCCGCUUCCUGCCUGGUGGGCGGUGCACCCUGAGAGAGAGGCAGCACAUGACCGACAUCCGUGUGGAGGCCGAGAGGCUGGCUCGGACCAUCGACCGGCUCAUCGCUGACACGGCCACCAUCAUCUCGGAGGCGAGGGUCUUCGUUUCAAACGGCGACCUGAUGUUCGGGAGGGGAGGCGAUGAGGGUGGAGAGGAAGAUGGGGGCAGGAUCAGGGAGCAUGAGCUGCUGUAUCGCAUUAACGCCCAGAUGAAGGCCUUCCGCAAAGAGCUGCAGACCUUCAUAGACAGACUGGAGGUGCCAAGGCUCGAGGACAGGGACACGGAGGAGCCACUGUCGAUGUUCCAGCCUAUCAUUUUGCUCAUCCUCAUACUUGUGUUAUUCUCAUCCCUCUCUUACGCCACCAUCUUUAAACUAGUCUUUCUUUUUACUCUCUUCUUUGUUCUGUGA